CUAACGAACCAAGAGACCGAUGCAACAGAGCAACCAAUUGAAACCACACCUUUCACUGACAGCUCCGUCACAUGAAAAUAUUUUCUUCUUCUUUGGCACGGAGUUAUUUUUAUUCCUCUUUGCAUGGAGAUCUCUGUUUCUACUGUUUUUACAAAUAUUUUGUAUGGAGAGCACACAGGACUCCCAUUGAUGAGUUCAUAUUUUGCCAAAGGUGAUCCCAGGGAUCUUACCUAUGCACUACUUGUGAGCAAAUAUUUAGUUGGCCAGUUUUCUUCAUUAUUUGAGAUGUCUGGUUCACUUACUCAUGUUUGGUUCUCUUCUGACAACGUCCAAGACAUACAUUCAAUCCUGGGAGGUAUGGAAGCGACCUCAAAAAAGACGUACAAUCUUUGUGUGAGGCCACAGACACAAAUAGUACUCUGCUUUAUAAUGCAACUAGGGAAUUAUAACGACUGGUCCCUUUAGUCAAUCUUAUAUUUUGAAAGAACUCCAGAUUGCCCUGAAUAAUGUAUUUGCAUCAUCAGAUUAUCUCAGUUGUCCAUGUAAAGUUGUAAAAUACAGUAGCAAACAUGCCCUGCCAUGUAAUUAUCGCUUUCAAAGAGCAAAACAACUCAGUUCAGCAGAUUUCUACAACCUAUUCAA
This is a messenger RNA of Lolium perenne, 642 nucleotides long. NCBI's taxonomy places the organism in Eukaryota, Viridiplantae, Streptophyta, Magnoliopsida, Poales, Poaceae. The record is from RefSeq and is a predicted model, not a curated record.